Molecule: messenger RNA, 954 nt
Organism: Homarus americanus (American lobster)
Lineage: Eukaryota; Metazoa; Arthropoda; Malacostraca; Decapoda; Nephropidae
Product: oocyte zinc finger protein XlCOF26-like
Exons: 1
Coding region: 1-954 (317 amino acids)
Biological process (GO): regulation of transcription by RNA polymerase II
Molecular function (GO): DNA-binding transcription factor activity; RNA polymerase II cis-regulatory region sequence-specific DNA binding
Source: RefSeq, a predicted model, not a curated record
AUGGAGUAUGACCAAACACUUUGUUCCUCUACCGAUAAGACUCUGACAGACGAUGGCGACCUGGAGUUCGACCUUAACACUCAAGAGAUAGGCUUCACGUGUCAACAGUGUCGGAGGACGUUUACGAAAAAAAGUUCUCUGGCAAAUCAUAUGAAGGUUCACAUGACCGAGAGAACUUUGGUGGUCUCCAACACUCCAGAGAGGAACCUCCAGUGUGAACACUGUCAGAAAAUGUUUGCUAAGAAAAGUUCUUUGGUAAACCACGUAAAGAUUCACACAAGAGAGUUGCUUCACCGUACAGAAUCUCCAGAGACAGUGACGAAGUGUAAAGGCGCAACAAAGAAUGUGAGAAUGAAGCAAUUUAAGUGUACAGAGUGUAGCAAAAGUUAUACAGAACGUAGAGCUCUCCAGAUUCACAUACGAUCACACACAGGUGAGAGGCCGUUCCAGUGUUCUGAAUGUGGGAAAGAUUUUGCUAGUGAACGAAGUCUGCGUAAUCACAUCAGUCGUCAUAGUGCACAGAAAAACUACCGGUGUUUACAGUGUGACAAGACCUUCAGCCACCGUAAUUACCUACUGGUCCAUAUGCGGAGUCACUCUGGAGAGAAGCCCUUCGAGUGUCCUGAGUGCAACAAGCCUUUCGGCAGACGGGAUCUCCUGAGGGAGCACCUGAAACUCCAUGCAGGGAUAAAACCUUACAGGUGUACAGACUGUAAUAAGACCUUCACCUGUAGGAGUAACUUUAGAAAACACAUCCUGACUCACUCGGCGGUGAAGUCGUUUACGUGUGAUCGAUGUGGUCAAGGAUACAACUACAAAAGUACUCUCAAGGAACAUGUUUGUGGCCGCUCGAGGAAGAAGACGACACAAGAUCAACUACCGUAUAGCAGCACCCCGCCCCCUGUUAAGAUGGAAGAGGAGGUUAUAUUUGUCAAGGACGAAGUUUGUGUUUAG